This is a messenger RNA of Crotalus tigris (Tiger rattlesnake), 3296 nucleotides long. RefSeq names its product olfactory receptor 10G6-like. Gene Ontology annotation, molecular function: G protein-coupled receptor activity; olfactory receptor activity. Gene Ontology annotation, biological process: G protein-coupled receptor signaling pathway. Gene Ontology annotation, cellular component: membrane. The transcript is spliced from 2 exons. The coding region runs from base 264 to 1262 and encodes 332 amino acids. Lineage: Eukaryota; Metazoa; Chordata; Lepidosauria; Squamata; Viperidae. The record is from RefSeq and is a predicted model, not a curated record.
GGGAGUUCCAGAGCUGUUACGCAAAUACACCAGGCAGAAGAACUGUCCAAAUCUUAAACCCAUCAAGGAUCAGCUAAGAGUCACAGCUAUAUUGAUGUUCUCUGGUGGGCCAGCAUUAAAAACAGACUUCUCUGGAUUCAAAUUCAUGACAAGGAGAGUUGCUGCUUUCAACCAGACACUGAUGAGAUGAAACUGUGAAUUUCUAGAAAUUUGUAAAAAGAAAUUGAAAAGAAUUCUGGAAUGGACAAGCUUUUAAAUGCUCUAUGCCAAAUAGAGAGAUGAAUCAUUUACAUCAUCAAGCUGAUACCCUAUCUCACUGUGCCAGUAUGGAGUGCGAAAAUCAAACAAGAGUUUACCAUUUUGUCAUUGUUGGAUUCCCUUACCCUCAUGAUCUCCGAUUUCUUUUGUUUGUCUUCUUUCUACUUAUCUACCUAAUGACCUUCUUAGGAAACCUUCUUAUCCUCUUGGCAGUGGCAUUUGAACCCCAGCUGCACAAGCCCAUGUAUUGGUUCCUUUGCCAUUUAUCUCUCUUGGACAUGACUGUAUCCUCUGUGGUGGUACCCAAGAUGGUGGCUGGAUUCCUAGAAAGGGGUGGCAUCAUCUCUUUUGGUGGUUGUGUGACCCAGCUGUUCUUCUUUCACUUCCUGGGGUGCACUGAGUGCUUUCUUUACACUGUGAUGGCUUAUGACCGCUUCCUGGCCAUCUGCAAGCCAUUCCGCUAUGGCAACAUCAUGAACCCCAAAGCUUGCCUCUCUCUCUCCUUGGGAACCUUGUUUGGUGGCUCUGUGCAUUCCAUGAUACAAACCACCCUCACCUUCCACUUGCCCUAUAGCCAUGGCAAUCAAGUAGCUUACAUCUUCUGUGACAUCCCAGCUGUCUUGAAAUUAGCCUGCACUGACACCUCGCUCAAUGAGAUGGCCACCUUUGUAGACAUUGGUUUCUUGGCCAUGACUUGCUUCCUCCUUAUCAUCAUCUCGUACAUCUACAUCAUCUCAGCUAUUCUCAGGAUUCGUCAUGCUGAAGGACGACGUCGGGCAUUCUCCACUUGUGCUGCCCAUCUCACAGUUGUGAUGACUUACUAUGUUCCCCUGGUAUUCAUCUAUCUCCGUCCAGGAUCCCGAGACCCAUUGGAUGGAGUGGUAGCAAUCUUCUACACCACAAUUACCCCACUCCUAAAUCCCAUCAUAUAUACCCUUAGGAACAAAGAGAUGAAAAAUGCAUUAAGAAAACUCUGCCUCUGGCAUUUGUUGAGACCCAGUUGAGUGCCUCAGCCCUUUUCAUCUAAUGAAAUCAUUCAUUUAUUUUAUUGGAUCAGCAUGGGGCAAGACUACAGCAACACAAGGUCAAGGGUAAUUCAUACUGUAUGUUACUUGAGGAUAAAGAAAUGUUUUGAAGAACUAAAUAAUUCCUUAUAAUUGGGGAGGGGGGGAAAAGGAAUUAGGGAACUGUGGCAUUAAGAAAGGAACAAAAAAGGAUAGAAGUCAGGUUCUGUUAGACCUAGAGAAUCAGGACCAUACAUUAACUUGCAUUUCCAAGGUUUAUUGCUGAAGCCUAUACAUAAAAAUCUGGUCAACUUACCUUCAGUACUGAAUUGGUGUCAGAGAAGGGUCAAGGAAUUAAGAGGGCUUGGACUAGAAUCAUUUGUGUCAAUGUAACAAUUCUAAGCUGAUGACAAGCUUCACUCUGCUUUCCAGCUCUGCCUGCUCUUCUCCUACACAUGGUUUUGGAAGUUUUUCUUUCUUGCCCACCUGCCAAGGAUUUUUUAAUUGUCUGAAGUAUUUUAUGGCAAUUGACUAUGCUAAAUGGCAGAUUAUGACUCGGGAUCUCCAAUGUACAAAUGUAUUCUUAUUCUCUGGAUGGAGCAGUAUCUAGGAUCUCAAACUAUUCUCCAGAUGAUUUUAUCUGGCAUCUGCUCUCACAUGUAUCCCACUGAUGUCCUGAAGGCUGCUUUAAGCUGCUCAAGCUAUUUCCCCUCUAGCUGAAACUUCUGAAAAUUGACCUUUUGACCAUCUUGAAAAACCAGGUUUUCCCCUUCCUUCCACGCUUCUGCCAUGCAUGAAAUUCUAGCAAUCCUUUUUCUGGGUUUGUGGUCUUUUCCUUUCUCACUGAAUAAUUUGCCUGCCACCAUUUCUGCUUCAUUAGGACAAGAAACAAUCAAUGGAAACUAAUCAAUGAGAGAAGCAACCUGGACUUAAGGAGAAACUUCCUAACAGUGAGGAUAAUUAACCAGUGGAACAACUUGUGAGUGCUUCGUCACUGGAGCUUUUUUUAAGAAGAGACUUGACAAUCACUUGUCUGAAAUGGUAUAGGAUCCCCUGCUUGAGUAGGGGGCUGGACUAGAAGACCUCCAAAUCCAGCCUUCCAUCUCCACUCUAUUCUGAUUAUCAAAGUCAUGCAAUAUACAAUAGCCUGCUUGGAGAACAGCUCUUGAAUGUAGUUUGAUUUCAUAAAGCUCACAUUGAGUUUGUUUCAGUGAACAAGACAUGUCUAUUUCAGGUAUUGGUAUCAUGGAAAGAAGACAAUUUUUGCAGGUUCCUUGGUACAUUUUUUUUUUAAAAAGUCAAAAUUCCCCCUUUCCCCAAGAGUCACUUCUUAAGAGGAAUAUUUGUAAACCAUCAGGAAAUAUUCACAAAUGGAAAAAGGGGUGAAUGGUGCAGAUAUACAUGAGAAGGAAAACAUUUGCUUCUCUUGUUAUGAAGUAAGAUGGAAAGGCUUUGUCUAGAAGCUCAGGAGAUGAACAAUUCAUACAUUUGAAGCACAAAAACUAUGUAGUGAUUGGCAGCAUUCUCAUUGCUCAGCUAUUGGCCGAGGAGGACCAGCUCUAGACUUGGAAACAUCACCAUCUGCAAGAAUAGCCAAGCGGCAAAUAUUGCAAUGCAAACCCUGACUGUUUUGUACAGGCAUGCAAUAUUGUGCCUCACAUGUGAAAGUAAGGAGCUUGUGUUGUGAUAUAAUGACACUAUGGUCAGGAUUGGUCACUUACGGUUGCAAGUGUCUUGCAAACAAAAAAAUAAAGGUAACUAAAGGGCUAGAGGCUAAAAUGUAUGAUGCACAGUUGUGGGAACUGGGAAUGUCUAGUUUAACGAAGAAAAGGACUAGGGGUGACAUAAUAGUAGUCUUCCAAUAUUUGAGGGGCGGUUACAAAGAACAGGUGGAUGACCUAUUCUUCAGAGUACUUGAGUCAGUGAGCAAACAUCCAAUCACUACUUCCAGAAAACUCUAUAACUGUUGAUUUCAUUCCAAAUGAAUGAAUGAAUGAAUGUAUGUGUGAAUAAAUACAGUAUAUGGACAAACAA